Molecule: messenger RNA, 5084 nt
Organism: Nilaparvata lugens (brown planthopper)
Lineage: Eukaryota; Metazoa; Arthropoda; Insecta; Hemiptera; Delphacidae
Product: solute carrier family 66 member 2
Exons: 5
Coding region: 931-1959 (342 amino acids)
Biological process (GO): phospholipid translocation; retrograde transport, endosome to Golgi
Cellular component (GO): trans-Golgi network; endosome
Source: RefSeq, a predicted model, not a curated record
AUCGUUGACCGGCACUCGGGAUGUGUGUGUGUGCGUAUGUUUCAGUGUGUAUUCGGUCUGAUUGAAUAGAAGAAGCAGGUAUUGUUGCUUGUUGCUGAUUCCAUUACAUUUUUAACCACAUUGAAAAGUCAAUACUGUGCUAGAAAAGUUUUUAAAUAGUUCAGCUUUAUAUAUAUAUUUAUCCGUGUGACAAUUAUUGUGAGCCGGCUACUUGAAAAGACAAUAGAAGUUGUCGAGAGAGUCGUCGAUGUCGAUCAGCUUUCGUCUAUCACCUUGGCUCAUUGGUCGAGUGAUUGCGAAACUCUACAUUCUUUUGCUUAUUUAACAUUAGCUCGUAAAUUGACGUCCGAUGUCGAUUAUUGGACGUUUGUGGCGUAGUGUGUCAACAGAGUGGUCGUGGUCGUGCUCGGCUCAUUUGUGUGUCGUUGCCGGUGAACACAGCACUGUCGUGUAGACAAACAUCACCCACCUUGCUAGUGCUACCGUACAUCGAAACCUUGUUGCCGAGGCUCUUCGCUGCUUGUUCACCAUAUUCUCUCGAGAACAAGACGUCAUCUGUUCGUGACUCGUGACAGGUUGGUUCACAGCUACUACAAAGUAAACGUCACAUGCUGUCCCGGGUUACAUGUAUAUUUCGGAUUCCAACAAACUAGUGAAUAGCUCCUCCACAUUCUCGAAUAUUGUUCUAGUAAGUGUAGGCCUACGCCUGAAGUGUUGUAGUUGAUUGAAUUAUUUGUCUGCGACAUGCUUCUAGUGCUAGAAUGGAGAUACAGCGCUCUUCGGACUCCGUCUUCUCUAUAUACUUCUCUCCAAUAUUUCAAUAACAAAUUCUAGCACAAUAUUCAAAUCAGUAUUGUUUUCUGCUCUAAAUCUCAAUAUAAUACCUCUUUCGUUGACGUUGAUGUGAUGUGAUAUCAGUGAUUUACGAAAAUGAAAAGACAAGUGCCAAUUGCAUGUGGUCAAGGGACGUCAGUUGUCACUAAUCGUAGCGCACCUGAACCACCUAUAGAAGUGAGAGUAGACCUAGUGGAUGUUCCCCUUACUCCCUCCGAAGGCCGAAUGAGGAACCAACCGCAUGCCUCCAGCAGAACGGAAAGUGAUGAUUUAGACUCCAUCACUGUUGCUGAGAUACCGGCAGUUGCAGCAGUCACUACUUCUUCAACAUGGCAAGCAGUAGUGAGCACAAGACAACACCUGGUGGAAAUCGUGAUGGACUACGUAAUCAAAGAGAUCCAGGAAGUGACGUUCACCAAACUGGUGAAGUGGACCUGCUCUACGCUGAUGAUAUUCGGUGGAGUGGUGCCCUUCAUACCGCAGUAUAGGGAAAUCAAAAACAAGAAAGAUGCCGAGGGCUUCUCGCUGUAUGUGUGCCUUGUUCUAAUAUUUGCUAAUACUCUCAGAAUAUUAUUUUGGUUUGGCAAGCGGUAUGAACUUCCUCUGCUCAUACAGAGCUUCAUAAUGAAUAUUGCCAUGCUGCUGAUGAUCCACCUCUGUGUCUCUGUCAAGAGGAAGAUGCAUCUGGCCCAUUUCCAAGAACACACGUUUACUGACUUUGAUUGGAAAUACUUUUGGGCGUGGACAGACUUCCAGUCUUACUUGGACUUCCUUAUUGUGAUGAUAGUGUGCUGUUCUCUCCUUACAUUCCUACUAAUCAAAUCGACGAUUUUUGUCGAAACUCUGGGUCUAGUGGCGCUGCUGUCAGAGGCGAUGCUUGCUGUUCCGCAGCUAGUCAAAAACUUCCAGUACAAAUCAACCGUAGGAAUGAGUGUAUUGAUGGUGCUGAUGUGGAUGGUGGGUGACGUAUUCAAGACGACCUACUUUGUGCUGCGCGAAGCACCUGCGCAGUUCUGGAUUUGUGGUGGAUUGCAAGUCUUCAUUGACAUCCUGAUUCUGUAUCAAGUGUACCUUUACCGCGACAGCCUAAAUAUCAACCUUCCACAUGCUGGAAGAAUAGACUGAUGACUGGACAAAUAGCUCGAAUUUUACCGCUAUUUCGAGGCUUAAAUGCUGCUUGUCAUUGCAUCCACCGUCCAACUUAUCAGCUUCUAGACAACACAUCUCUAGACUGUAAUUAUUUUCUUGUUAUAAACUAAUAAUAGAAUAUCAGGUUUAAUCAGGUGCUGCCUUCUUGUUAAAGAUGUCUUCUCAGAAAUAUUGUACAUAUUAUAGAUAUUAUAUACUUUAUAUAUUUUUGAAUUCAACAGAUCUAAUAUUAUCAGUAUUCACUACUGUAGAUAGCAAUAUUGGUCGUACUGAACUUUGUAGGAAUUUUCAAUAGUGUAUGUCACAAUCACUUUUUAAGGGAUCAAUAGCUUUUAGAAUUUUUGAGACGAUUUAAGAAAUAGCAUACAAUGCAAAAAAGCAUUACAAUUGUACAGCUUAUUAAUAAAUUUUACCACAACCGGGAAUUAUUUAUAGUUGAUUGUAAAAUUUUAAUUAAUUGUAUUACUUUCAUAUCAUUAUGGACAUUCAAGUUGAAUACGAUUGGCAAUCAUGUCAAUACAUUGUCAGAAUUAUCACCUAUGCUAGUCAUGUUUAUAAAUCUAAACAUGAACAAUUUAAAGAAAACAUGAAGCUUACAAAACUACAGUCCUAAUGCAGAUUAGCCUAAAAUUUGUUGAGGGGACUGAUGAUGAAUGACAAUAUUAAUAGUAUAGAACUUUCGGUCAGAAUAUAAUGAGAGAGAGAGUAUCACUUUUUAUGCACAUUUAAUUAUAGCUGCAUUUUAAAUCUUCCAAUAAAUGCAAAUACCUAAGAAUGAAAAGGAAAUUUCACUGCCUGCUUUGUGUGAGGCUUUGAAUUCAUGCAUAUGGACUCAUAUAAUAGGAAGGAGUAGAAAAAGGAGAGCGAAAAAGUUUCAUUGAAAGGAGGAAGAGAAUGUUGAAACCGACGAUAAUAAUGCAUAUCCACUUCUUAUCGAUAUCACAUCAAUUCAAUUCAAUUCAAGAAAAACGUCGAAAGCGAGAAUGGAGGAAAAAAUUCCCUAUCAUCGUGAUCGUGUCCUCAGAUGAUGAAGACGAUGUUGUAAAAGAAGAAUCUGGCAACAGAAUAGUUGUCCUUGAAAAAGACGAGAUGGAUGAAGAUGAUAACUAAGUCGAAAAUAGGAAGCAGCUAAGGAAGAGGAGCCGAUAGAUAUGUUCGCCGACUAAAUUUUCCUCUAGUAAGGGGAUGUAUUGUAGGCUAUAAUACUAAUCUGCAUUAGGACUGUAUUUUUGUUCAUUCUUCUUUAGCAGAAGUAGAUUUAUAAAUAUAAACAUGGCUAGCAUGGGUGAUAAUUCUAAAAAAAUUAUUGACAUGACAUGUUUUCACUUGAAUGUCAAUAAUGAUAAUGAAAGUAAUACAAUCAAUUGGAAUUUUACAAUCAACUUUGAAUGAUUCCUGGUUCACUAACUCCUUUUUAUUUUCUUGUUCUUCAUUACUCUGAACUCCGGAAUAAGUAAUUCUUCUAUGUGCAGACUUUGUAACCCAUCUUUUCGUUUGAGACAAUUACGGUAUGUGAGACGUUAGUUAGUCUCAUGUAAGAGCAUGUUUGAACGUGUUUGAAAGUUUUAAGGUCGAGUCAAUCAGUUUCUUAUAACGCCUGUACUAACCACUUCCCCAGCGCUGGGGAAUUCUGAGUAUUCUGUUUUGCGUUCUCUGUUGGGAACACAGUUGGUAAAAACCUGUUACUAUGGUUUUGGUUUGCUUUCAUAUUAUCUCCCACAUUAUAUUCGUAACGGCCGAUCGCAUGUUUUACAAACUUGAUGUUUCUCUAGCGUACAAUACUUCCCCUUACUAGUGAAAAAUUUAGUCUGCAAUCAUAUCUAUCGGCUCCUCCUCCUUAGCCGCUUCCUAUCUUCGUCUUGGUUAUCAUCUUCAUCCAUCUCAUCUCUUUCAAUGACAACUAUUCCGUUGCCAGAUCCUUCUUCUUCGACCAAGUCGUCCUCAUCAUCUGAGGACACGAUCACGAUGAUAGGGCACUUUUUCCCUCCAGUCUCGCUUUAGAUGUUUUUUCAGAUGUGAUAUCGAUUACAAGUGGAUAAGCAUUAUUGUCGUCGGCUUCAAUAUCUUCCUCCUUCUCCUCCUCUUCCUUAGUGUUUUCUUCCUCUCUGUAAACAUCUGAGUAUGCAACUCUGGUUUGCGCAUAGGCAUUUGCCCAUGCAGACCAUUUUCCAAGUUAUUUGACUUGGUGUAUUCAUGAGAUUGUUUUUAUUUUUUGUUGUUGUUUGUAUUGAAACUGUGUUCUAGUAAAUAGGAUUUUUAUUUUGUAAAUAGCAUUUUUUGGAAAUAAAUGUCUUUCUGUCUGUUAAGCCUAUCCGUUUUCUAAUAUUUACUCUCUGUAGUCAGAGAGUGAGUUGAUCAGACCCAAUUUGUUGAUGUCAUCAUAACUUGCAAUUGAUAUUGAGUAAGCCAUGUUGGCCGGCUGGUACUAAAAUCUAUCUUGACUUGGUGUAUUCAUGAGAUUGUUUUUAUUUUUGUUGUUGUUUGUAUUGAAACUGUGUUCUAGUAAAUAGGAUUUUUAUUUUGUAAAUAGCAUUUUUGGAAAUAAAUGUCUUUCUGUCUGUCUGUUAGGCCUAUCCGUUUUCUAAUAUUUACUCUCCGUAGUCAGAGAGUGAGUUGAUCAGACCCAAUUUGUUGAUGUCAUCAUAACUUGCAAUUGAUAUUGAGUAAGCCAUGUUGGCCGGCUGGUACUAAAAUCUAUCUUAAAAAUUAUAUAAUCUCUAUUCAGAUGAAUAUUAUUAUCAUGUUUAGUUCCAUGUUCCAUACAUCAUCUGAUAUUAGGAUGAUAACACUGUAAUAUUUAUCCAGCAUAAUGGAAGUCUGCUUAAAAAUCACCAAAACUACAGAGGAAGAAAAUUUCAGAUACCGCAUAAAUGUAUUCUUCUUCAUGAAAUUGUAUUUAUGUGCAUGAUGCUAUUAGGCUUGUCUUCAAGAUGUCAAGUCCAUGACGUACCGAGCUAUUCUAUAAUUUGGCAGUUAUUUUAUUUUCAUAAGAAAUUAUCAGAAAUCUAUUUUUAUAAAAUGCUAUCACAGUUAUUGAACAUUUCACACCAGUCUAAUGAUGUGGCAUCAUAGAAAAAUAAAAUAGAAUAAAAAAUAAAAAU